UUGGGCUGCUUUCACUUCAAAACCAAGGGGUCUGAAGAGAAGCAGUGUUUGGUGAAACAGAAAAAAAAUAUCAUUUUCUCAUAAAGAACAACUCCAUGCCCAAAGUCCUCAAAAAACAUGAGGUGGCACACAGCCAUCACACAGGUUCUCCUGUUUGGUUUUGGGUGGCUUCUCACUGUAGAAGCACAAAAACAGGAGAAGCCAUCUGAAGAAAUCGAAAUCAUUGAACGUCGAGUGGAGCCUGAUGGGAGCACAUCAUCUCAUAAGAUCUUUGACAGUACCUUCACUGCUCCUGCUGCCACUGCCUCUUCCACCACCACCAAGUCGUUUCUUGAGCGCCUGGCUGUGCUUUUUUCAACAAUGGCUACAGAGAUACAGCCUUCUCUUCUCACUGUCCCUCCUGCUUCAACCACCAUGGCAGAGACACUUCCUAUGAAGAAAAUCACUGCAAAACAACCAUUCUUCGAACUCCUUAUAGCAUCUAUUGCUCAGUCUUUCACUUCCACCAUGACAACAACCAUCCCACAGUCAUCUACUAAGAUCCAUCCUGUUGCACUUCCUUCUGUGGUAGUUCACACCAGCAGUGAGCCAUCGGCAAAGCUUUAUCCUGCCAUGGGUACAUCUCCAAUGGUUAGUGCAGAACUUCAUACCACCACUGCUUCUGUUUUGAAGAUUCCUGAUAUGGCUUCAGCCCCUGCGACCACUCUAGAGCUGCUUAUACCCACUGAGGCUGGACCUGAAAUACCAGCUUCACCACAACAUCUCACUGCCUCUGAGGGACAGUCAGCUGAGGAGACUUCUCCUGAACUUACCACCACAGUGACUGAAGCUAUUGUUGCUGAGUUUUCCGUCCCCAUGGCUGCUGCCAAAUGCAAAAUAGACAUUCCCCUCAUCUCUAAAGUUUUUAAGGAGAAGCUUGGUGGUGCUCUAGGACUCAUUGCUCUGGAGCAGUUCAUGGAAAAUAUGGGAAAUCUAGUGGCUGAUUCUGAAAUAGCACAUAAAAAAAAGUUGGAAAUCAUGUUUUCUGAAAUAGAGAGGGCAUUGAAACUUGCCAGUCUGCAGAAAAGAUCAAAGUGCUCAUUAAAGAUCAAGAGUAGGCUUCAAAAACUAUGGUCUCGCUUGUAGAUAAAAAAAGAGUCCACUUGACAUUUGGGAGAUGAAAACUGGAAAUCAAUGUGAUUUUCUUCCCACUCUGUUUCUUUCUUUUCCUUUUUUUGCUUUGUCUGAUUCUGUCUCCUUUUUCAGCUUCAUUGAUAUGUUCUUCGCCUUUUAAUGUAUUAGAAAAUCUGUAAUAAAUAUAUUUCAAAAAGAA
This is a messenger RNA of Anolis carolinensis (green anole), 1312 nucleotides long. RefSeq lists its product as uncharacterized. The record is from RefSeq and is a predicted model, not a curated record. The transcript is spliced from 2 exons. Bases 118 to 1125 code for a protein of 335 amino acids. NCBI's taxonomy places the organism in Eukaryota, Metazoa, Chordata, Lepidosauria, Squamata, Anolidae.